AUGAGUACUAGUAUGUUGCCGCCAGGUCCGAAGACCAAACACAGCAAGGACGACGAUUAUCUUAGACAACAAUGGGCCAAGCAUCUGAACACGCAGUAUGAGAAUGAUGAGUCAUCCAAAGCUGGAGAAGACGCUGUUGUAGAGAGGAUUGUGGCUAGAGCCGGCGGCGACGGCAAAAAUACAAAUAAAGAACAGAUUGAAGAAACUUAUAGCAUCAUUAAACGUCGUACCGAUCCAACUUCUCUCAGGGCGACCGUUGAACAGGAAUACAUAGUGGCUGAAGCUGGCAAGCAUUUCGCUAAGUAUGGAGUAAGCAAACCCAGUGAUUUUGGGGCUGCUCAGCACCGGAUAUUUAUAGCACAAAAAGCUCUCAUCGAUGAUAUUGUCAGCAAGUACGGCGAGAAGUAUAAGGAGUUGUCUGCUAUUGGAAGCGUUUAUCUGCUGUACAAGAGGCCUUAUCCUGAAGCUGAAGAUUAUUUAGUGAAUAAAUGGAUGAGCUAUCGAAAUGAGGAGUUCGGAGACCGAUGGGACUCUCAUAGGAAGGGAGAUAGGGCAGAAGAGGAUAUCAAGCACUGUUUCGGUGUCGUCAAGAAUAGGGCGGAUAUCGAAAGAUGGUGUUUUGAGCACGCGAAAGGAGAUGAGCACACUGUUUACCCCAAAUAACCCCUCGGCUCAUUGAUGCGCGUCGCCUCUAGUUGUGUUGGAACUGCUUAAGAUUGAUUCGAGAGUUGUAAGUGGAAGACGAAUAUUCCUUUUGCUUCUCGUAUCUGAUAUGAGCUAACUAUAUCAGUACCAGUCACAACGGCGCCCAACAGAGCUUGGAUAUGGCAGUGGGGGAAUGUUUGGAACUUGAUAUUUCUUUUGUCAAGUCUUUAUCGUUGCUUUCGAAGUACUUCUACACAUCUGAUGUAGUUAGCUUCCACUUUGUACAUCGUUGGUUAGGGAUUCAGUGCUUGAACUGGUUUCUCGCAUUGGAUUCCGUUGAGUUUCAGGGCAGCUUUCGAAUGUUUGACUUGGAUUUGGAUGUUGGGACAGAAGUUCAUUUUCCGAAUGAGAUUUAG
Sclerotinia trifoliorum is the source of this 1061-nucleotide messenger RNA. Lineage: Eukaryota; Fungi; Ascomycota; Leotiomycetes; Helotiales; Sclerotiniaceae. The record is from the annotation of a GenBank genome assembly.